UCUGUCUCUGUUAUUCUGUUAUUACUGUUCUUUAUUAAGAGACAUGACAAUCUUUCACAAUUGUUGAAUGUUUUUUUUUUUUUUUUACUUGACCCGCCUGUUUGUCCCGCCUUCUUGUCCCGCCGUACCUGAAGAAAAAAUUUGCACCAAGACCCUUCAAAUAUAAUUCCUUCAUUUCUCAUUUCAUCAAACCCGCCACUGUUUUUUUUGGGGAUCCUUCUCUUUCUCCCCUUCUCCCUUUGUCGCUCUCUCCUUUGCUCCGAUCUUGAAGGCUUCCCACGCCCUCUCCUCGCUAUGUCAAAACGCUCACAGAGUGCACCUGUUCCAGACGAACAACAGCAACAACGCCAGCUGCAGCAACAACAACAACGCCAACUACAGCAGCAGAGUCAGACAUCGUCGUCAUUGCAGAUGCCACCGCCAUCACAUCCCUAUUCCCACUCAGCCACACCCCCCCGCAUCGUCCAAACCCACAAUGUACCUACUUCCAUUACUUCCUCUAUUCCUAUUUCAGCUACUGGUACAGUAGGGCCCGUCAGAAUAAAGACCGUCUCUUCUUCCUUAGGCGGUGGUAUGGGUACUGCUACUACGGUUCAGGGUCGAAGACUUCAAUAUCAACUAUCGGUGCCUACGCGUCUAGAGAAUGGAGCUCAAUUUAUACAGUCUUCUCAUACUCCGUAUUCAUCUCAGCAAUCGCAGCACCAUGGCGCUCUUGGCACUAAUGGCAGCAGUAACAGUGGUCUUAGACCAGUUCAAGCGAGCAUAGGCACUGGUACAUCAACUACGCGUUCACCACAACAACAGCAACUUCGACCUGCACAACAAAACACAUUUGAUAGUAAUCGAUAUGAUGGAAAUCGAGCAUCACAAGCGACAAAUGCAAAUACGAAUACACAGACUACGAUGGCAACGGGCACAACCACCACCGGCACCACGAACCAAACAGGCAUGACUGAUAAACCAAAGUCUCGUAAGAAGGACAAGCCUCCACGUAUUCCGCCUCCUGAGCUGAUUGAGGAUAACAACAACAAAGUUUCGUAUACCCGAGGGAUGUCUUUAGGAGAGUAUUAAAUUGAACUCUCUUAAUAGGGUGGCUUCGCGAGCUGCUAUAUCAUAUCAGACCAAAGAAACUGUCGCUACGCUGCAAAAGUCAUCCAGAAGACUGAGUUGCCCACAUACAAGACAAGACAAAAGGUAGUUUAUGCAUCUACAUUGAUGCUUGCCACUUAUUUUUUUCAUUAUUGAAAAGACUCACGGCAAAGCAAUAAUUGAUCAGGGCACCUCAAGGACGUACAACACUAUAGUAACAAGAAUAAAAUAUUGAGGCAGAGUAUUAGACCACGGAUGA
Lobosporangium transversale is the source of this 1348-nucleotide messenger RNA. RefSeq lists its product as hypothetical. The coding region runs from base 295 to 1071 and encodes 258 amino acids. The record is from RefSeq and is a predicted model, not a curated record. The transcript is spliced from 2 exons. NCBI's taxonomy places the organism in Eukaryota, Fungi, Mortierellomycota, Mortierellomycetes, Mortierellales, Mortierellaceae.